Molecule: messenger RNA, 999 nt
Organism: Yamadazyma jaroonii
Lineage: Eukaryota; Fungi; Ascomycota; Pichiomycetes; Serinales; Debaryomycetaceae
Source: the annotation of a GenBank genome assembly
AUGAUCCCUUCAAAAUCAAAAUUUUUCAAACCUGAUACUGGUGUAUUCUAUAAUCCUGAAACUGAAGAAAAAAUUGCCAUUGUUACUGGUGGUAACCAGGGAAUUGGUUAUUUCACUGUCCUCCAUUUAUACUUGCAUGGAUAUACCAUUUAUGUUUUAGGAAGGAAUGAAGAGAAAUGUUUAACUGCAAUUGAAGAUAUCAAGAAAGAAGCCGAAGAGAGACGUUCAAAGUAUUCAGAAACUGAACUGUCUUCAAGAUUUUUAGGUAAAAUCAACUACAUCAAGUGUGAUUUAACCUCAUUGCGUUCAGUCGAAGCUGCAGCAAAAGAGUUUAUCAAGAAAGAGCAGAAACUUGAUUUACUUAUUAACAAUGCUGGGAUUAUGGCAGCUCCAUAUAGUGAAACUGAGGAUGGAAUUGAAAUUCAGUUCCAAGUUAAUGCCGUUAGUCCUUUAUUAUUGACAUUAGAAUUAUUGCCUUAUUUAGGUAAAGCUAAAGGAGCUAGAGUUAUUACAGUAUCAUCAAUUGCUCAUACUUUUGCAGCUAAAUAUUUGAAACCUGAAGAUAAAUUAACUAAAUUCCCUGAACAAUUAUACAGAUUCUUGAGAUACUCCAGAUCUAAAUUAGGAGUCGUUCAUUUCACUAAAGCUCUUGCCAAAAAGAGGCCAGACAUUUUAUUCUUAGCUGUUCAUCCUGGUGUAAUUCAAUCUGGUUUAUACGACUCAACAUUUGCAAGUUAUUCUUUCUUAGGACCAGUAAUUAAAACAGUAUUCUUCAAAUCCAUUUCCUUUAUGGCAAUUUCCCAAGAAGAAGGAAGUUUAGCUUCCUUAAGAUCUGCUUUAGACACAAACUUAACAUUGGAAAAUAAUGGAGAUUAUUUCAUUGAAGGAGGUGUUGAUAGUCAAGCUUCGAAAAUUGGUCAAAAUCCUGAAUAUAUCAAAUAUACCUGGGAUUGGUGUAUUAACAAAUUAAGCGAAGAAGGUUUUAAAUUUGAUAUUUAA